Messenger RNA from Aureobasidium vineae, 809 nucleotides. The record is from the annotation of a GenBank genome assembly. NCBI's taxonomy places the organism in Eukaryota, Fungi, Ascomycota, Dothideomycetes, Dothideales, Saccotheciaceae.
UCAACAUGGUAUCCCUGAAGCUCAGCGCAUUUGCGCUUUUUGCAUUGAAGGCCAUUUCUGCCUACGCUCAGAUCGUAGAGGAGAUUGAGGAUCCUGAUGUCCAGCAGACUCCUAAGUUGAACGUCGCCGUCUCGGUUUCCUUCCCCAACUCUGAGGUCUUUGGCGUCAAGCUCGUCAAUGGCCACGCGACCAACGCCAUCCUGUCCAUCGCCAACCAUGAGACCACCCCCGUCCACCUUCGCUUCGUUGGUGGCUCCCUCGUGAGCCCCAAGACCAUCAGCAACUUGACUCUCAGCAAGUACGACCUUCUGGUUCCUGCUGGCGAGAAGGAGACUGCCACCUACAGCUUCGCUACCGAGAUGCANCCCCAGGACUUGACCCUCAACUUGGCCGCCGUCUUCCAGGACAACGCUGGAAUGCUGCACACCUACCCUGCUUUCAACGGUACCGUCUCUGUUGUCGAGGCCCCCAUGAGCUUCUUCGACCCUCAGAUCAUCUUCCUCUACCUCGUCCUCACCGGUGUCUUCGCUGGUACCGUCUACUUCAUCUACAACACCUGGAUCACCACCUUCUUCCCCCAGAAGAAGGGUCGCGGCAAGGGUGGUGAGCGUGCCAAGCGCUCGUCAGGCGGCACCAAGAAGGUCGACCCCGCCGACCAGGUCAGCGUUGUCGGUGCCGAUGGCCCUGCUGUCACCAGCGGUGCUAAGGCAUACGACGAGUCGUGGAUCCCUGCCCACCACUUGUCUCGCCCUCAGGCCAAGCGUGUUGCUUCUGGCGCCAAGCCCAGAUCGAGAAGCAGACCUGCCGCA